UGUGUUAUCUUGCGAAGCAGACGUUUCGGAGCAUAGCUGUGACUAUAAGGUCAGUGUGAGUCCUGCAUGUGUUUUAGCCCCAGGAAGAAGAGCUAAUAGGAGAAUAAUGACAGAGAGGGAAACUGCAAACAGGAGAUAAGGCAGGCAGACACAAAAUGGCCAUCGCUGAGAGGGUUGAUUACAGAGGCGGCGAGCAAGCAUAGAGGAAAAGAAGCUAAAUAAAGAGAGAGAGAGAGAGAGAGAAAGAGAGAGAGAGAGAGAGAGAGAGAGAGAAAUAGAGAUGGAGAGGGGGGCGGGAGACAAUGCAGGAUGAGUGGUAUGUGGAUGGAUGGAAGUUCUGACCCCUGGACUCCACCAUGCUACUACCGUCAUCGCUACUACUUCUCCUUGGCCUCCUCCCUUGGAGUCCCAGUGCAUCAUGGGCCGCUAAAGUGAUCGUGGUCCCACCCAUCAUGUUUGAAUCCCACCUUUAUAUCUUCAAGACGCUGGCCACGGCUCUGCACCAGGAGGGCCAUGAGACCCAUUUUCUCAUUUCAGAGGGUCGCGGGGUGCCCCCCUCCCCUAACUACCACUUGCAGCGCUACCCAGGGAUCUUUAACAGCACCACGGCUGACAAUUUCCUCCAGUCCAAAGUCAGCAACAUCUUCUCAGGCCGCCUGACGUUUCUGGAACUGUUUGACAUUCUUGACCACUACUCCCAGAACUGUGAUGCUGUUGUCGGCAGUGUUGAGGUGAUGACUCGCCUCAAGGAGGCCAAGUUUGACCUGCUGCUGGUGGACCCUAAUGAGAUGUGUGGUUUUGUGAUCGCUCAUAUCCUGGGUGUGAAAUAUGCCGUGUUCAGCACAGGCCUGUGGUACCCUGCAGAGGCGGGCGCCCCAGCCCCGCUUUCAUAUGUACCUGAAUUCAACUCAUUGCUCACAGACCACAUGUCUCUGGUCCAGAGGAUCACCAACACAGCUGUUUACCUGGUGCAGCGCUUCGGAGUCCGCUAUAUUGCAUUGCCCAAGUAUGACCGGAUUAUGAAGAAACAUGGAGUGAAGCCUCAAGUGGCCAUGGCGGACUUGGUGCAGGGCAGCCAGCUGUGGAUGCUAUGCACUGACAUGGCUCUGGAGUUCCCCAGGCCCACCCUGCCACAUGUGGUGUACAUAGGAGGCAUCCUUACCCAGCCCCCCAACCCACUGCCACAGGAUUUUGAGGCGUGGGUGAAUGGCACGGCGGAGCAUGGCUUUGUAGUUGUGUCAUUUGGAGCGGGGGUCAAGUACCUUUCCCAUGACAUUGCUCACAAACUGGCAGGAGCCCUCGCCAGGCUGCCCCAGCGUGUCGUCUGGAGAUUCUCUGGAGUUCAACCCAGUAACCUUGGCAACAAUACCAAGCUUGUUGAUUGGAUGCCGCAGAAUGACUUAUUAGGCCAUGCCAACACAAGGGCCUUCCUGAGCCAUGGUGGCCUGAACAGCAUCUACGAGGCUAUGUAUCACGGGGUGCCGGUGGUAGGUGUGCCCCUGUUUGGAGACCACUACGACACCAUGACUCGUGUGGCAGCCAAAGGUAUGGGUAUCAUGCUACACUGGAAGUACAUGACCGAAGAAGACCUCUACACAGCCCUGACCAGCGUCAUCAAAGACACCAGGUACCGCCAGAAAGCGCUUACUCUCUCCAACAUUCACAAAGACCAGCCUGGCCAUCCUGUGACCAGGGCCGUCUACUGGAUCAGUUACGUUCUACGUCACAACGGCGCCAGCCACCUGCGCUCCGCUGUAUAUGAGGUGUCCCCCUACCAGUACUUCCUGCUGGAUGUGAUUUUUACUGUCGGGGCUGCCUUGGCUCUGACCAUCUUUGCCCUGCGAUGGUUGGUACGAUUGCUGAGGGGGAAGGCCGGGGACCAGAGCAGAGGAGGCGGCGUCACCAUGGAUGAUGAUAACCGGGCCAAUGGACAUUGCCACAGCGAGAGCAUGGCCAACGGGAAACACAAACGCAAUGGCUCUUUGAAAAACGAGAAGAAGAUUAAUUAAUGUUUUGAAUGGCCAAGAGGGACGAGGGAGAAGUUGCCCCAAGGACUCAGCUCUAGGUUUGGUUUAGUGGUUUCAUAAAAGCUUUGAGAGAAAGCUGUUCUUAGGUCUGUGUCGGGAGGCAACUGCUACUCUGAGCGAGCAAGAGGUUGUAGGAGGAUACACUGUGCAUCGUGUGGGGACAGAGCAAGGCAUCGGCGGCUCAAAAUCUGUGUGUGUGUGUUUGUGGGUGUAUGUGUGUACGUGUGCACUGAGGCGAAUUUAAUGAAAACUCUAACAAAGCAGCUACUGCAAUUCAACACCAAAUAGAAAAGUCACUGAGGAUGAAACACAGGAAAGACAUAUUUGGAGGACAUUGUUUCUUCAUGUGCGUGAUCUCUCCUGCAUGUUCUCUGCUGUCUUCCUGCCCUUCUUAUCAGUUAAAGGAUGCUAAAGAGGGGAAACCCUGAGCGCCAACCCCUCGUCCUCAGAACAAAACAAGAAAACAAACGGAUAACUUUUAAAUAGUUAGGAUUUAAUGUUUUUAACUGCUUCAACAAAUGUCUGGUAAACUGUAAAUAGAGGACCAAUCUAUUUAUUACUGUACACAUUUUAAUGAUGAACCUUUUUAACAUAUCUAUUUUUAAUUUAUUUUAUGUAUCAAUGGUGUGAUAGCAUUGUCGUAGAUGAACACUCCUUCCUCUAAGCUAACAUUUGCAAAAGAUUGUUCACUUCAUUUUGGUGAACAGACUGACAGCUGCAGUCAUUACGCUGUUGCACAGCAGCUGCAUUAUCCACAGUAUUCAUGGUGGUCUUGCUUUAAAAAUAAUCUGUGUUGGAAAUAUUUGAGAUUGUUCCUGUUUUCCUGGCGUCCUGUGACAGCAUUUGUCUGUGCAGCAGUACCAUUGUCUCUGGACUGACAGUUUGUUAGGGGAGAGAAUAACUCUCCUGAGUUCUGUUCGGCUUAUCGGUGUGAAAAGGUUGAUCAUGUUAUUGUCAAAAUAUAUAUUAAUGACUGCUGAUGGUACUGUGGAUAGUGCUCAAGCUCCUCCAGUCAGGGACGAGUCAGAGAAUUAUUGAUUCAUGAUUACUUGCUUUGUCAGUCCCAUUUCCGUUAUUAUUAUUAUUAUUAAUUGGGAAGGAUUCAUCACUUGAUUGCCAUGUUUAGUGCUCCACAUGACAUUGUACAUUUCUCUAUGAUUCAUUUUGAUGGAUAGUUUCUGACAUACUGUAUGUUGCAAAUCCUAGUUUCAAAUUACACAGAUCAGGAAAAAAAUCCAUUUAUCGCCUCACUUUGGCAAGUUUAAGUCUGUUAGAUUUUGCUAUUGACGUUCAUGGACAAACUAAGUCAACCUUAUGUAAUUAUAUUAACUUUGAGUGUGAAUGAUUGAUCUGUAUGCGGCCUUUUCUAAUGCAAAUAUUUGUUUAUGCAGUAUGCUUGAAUACAUGUGUAGAUGCUGCUUGUGUGUUUUAGAUCACUGUGAGUGCAUGGAUGGAACAAGGUAAAUGAGGUUUGUUUUAGCCCACUGAGAGUCAUGUUUCUCGACCACUGCGUCUGUUAAUUCUUAAUGCAGAUGGAGGAAGGGUGCGAGGAGGGUGAAAGAGGGACUUAGUUCCAACAACAGAGGUGAACCUCACUACUUCUACAAUGAUUGACACUGAUCCCCGUAGCACAAUUCUCUUUUCUUGAACCCCCGUCGAGGAGAUCAAAGUACAGGGUGAGCUGGAAGAGUAUCUUUGGAGUUUGUAGGGAUUCGGUAUCUUGUUAAUGGACAUUUCAGAAGGGCUCAUGGACACGGGACAGAAAAAUCUCAUGAACACGAGACUUCCAGUCGGACAAUUCAUCAAACCAUCAGGCCACGCUGACUGUAUUUUCCAGCGGCACAGUCCAGACAUCGACCUUUUUCAAGUUUCAAACUGCAACCACAAUUGGCAUUCUAGCAAACACAUUGUUUACCAAUUACUAAUGCCUCACAAGUGGACACUUAAGCAAUGCAUUUUGAAAGAAACAGAGGAAAUGGUAUCACUUAACCUGUCAAGAGUUGUUGAAGACCUAACAUCCAACCAACAUGUUUGUUCACCAAUCCUGUAUGAUAAUUAAGAAAUCCUUAAUGAGCUUCCUGACUCCGUGAGCUACAAUUGCACGUGCACAGGCCAACGCAGCCCUACUGAGAACUGACGAGUCAACUCGAAACAUCCUCAUUGUUAUCAUCCUCUAUAGCGAGUGCAGCUGUUGGCUAUGGGAGGUGGGCCUGCAGGUGCUACACAAGCCAUGAACGGAGUCUGGAGAGGAAAGAUGAAUUGUGAAGAUACAUAUGUUUUCAUUAUUAUUUUCAGUAUUAAUGUAUAGCCCACAUAGUUAAAUGUCAACCAACGCCCAUCCUUGAGUCCUCUCUCGUGUCUGCACUGCUUCUGCAACCUGACGUGUUUCUGUUCUUGUGACGUUUGCAUUUCAUCAGCUUGAAGUUUUCUUUGUUCUGUCUUCAAUAGUGCACUUGCUUGUUCCAUUUGUCCACCUCUUUGUCAUACUCUUGACUUCCUGGUGUAUUCGGCUGUCAUUGUAUUCAUUGUAGUCCUUUUCGUCCUUCUCCUCCUUAAAUAUUAGAUGUCUUCAUUCACUCACUUGUAUUCUUUUAAACUUUCAUUUUACUUUGAUUUUAAAAGGACAUAAAGUCCUCAAUUUUCCCGUCAUGUGUGUGUCCAUGUUGUAAAUAGAACAAUGUAAACAAAAAACUAAUGCUGAAUAAAAAUUACAUAUUUUGUUUGCAGAGAUGAUUGAAACUUUUUUUCUCAUAAAGUGGCUGUUACAUUG
This is a messenger RNA of Cyclopterus lumpus (lumpfish), 4797 nucleotides long. RefSeq names its product UDP glycosyltransferase 8 (gene ugt8). The transcript is spliced from 6 exons. The record is from RefSeq and is a predicted model, not a curated record. Lineage: Eukaryota; Metazoa; Chordata; Actinopteri; Perciformes; Cyclopteridae. The coding region runs from base 357 to 2009 and encodes 550 amino acids. Gene Ontology annotation, molecular function: UDP-glycosyltransferase activity.